AUGAAGCCACUUUAUGAUUCUCAGUCAUAUGAAGAGGAAGCAUACAAUAGAUAUCAACAAGAAGAUAUGAUUGGUCAAAGUUUCGAUUUUAGACCUCCGACAACUACAUCGAAAUUUGGUCAAACUAGUCUAUAUAAACAGAAUGAUACUGUUCAAAUCAAUGAAUCUCAGCAGAAGGAAGGAGGAUUCUUUAAAUCUGUUUUUGAUCAAGAACCGGAGAGAGAAAGCAUUUAUCAUCGAAUUGAUUUAAAAAAGACUGCAAAACCUGAAGAUUCGGAAAAAAAUUUAACUCCAAAGGGCUCUAUUGGGGAUUUCUUUGAAAAAAAAGUGGUAUCCAGUACGGAAGUAAAAUCAAAAUUACCAAAUGAUUCACGAAAAUCAACUGUUAACGUUUUUGAAAAAGAAUCAAUAAACACUUCAUUUAGAACCGGAAGUUUUGCGGAUCGGUUAAGAUUAUCAAAAAUUACCACGAAAUUAAGUGAAAGUAGAGAAAAAAGAGAUGAAAAAGUUUCAAAUAUGGGAGAAGAAAAUAUAGAAUUCAUGGGUCAUAAUAAACUUGAACUUGAGAGCUUUGAUCAUAAUUUUGAAGAAGAAUUUGAUGAAAAUCCAAAAAAAAAAUUAUCCGAGGAAGAAGAUGAAUUAGAUGAUGAGGAAUAUUAUAAAAGAAAACAGAAAAGGUUGGCUAAAGAUGAAAUUUAUGAGAAUGAUCCUCCUAGAAAGUUAGCACAAGAUGAUGAUUAUCUUCCUCCCAGAAGGUUGAGUAGGGAUGAUGAGCAAGGUCCUCCCAGAAGGUUAAGUAGAGAUGAUGGUUAUCCACCUCCAAGAAGAUUAAGUAGAGAUGAUGAUUAUCCGCCUCCCAGAAGGUUAAAUAGAGAUGAUGAUUAUCUACCUUCCAGAAGGUUAAUUAGAGAUGAUGAGCAAGGUCCUCCCAGAAGGUUAAAUAGGGAUGAUGAGCAAGGUCCUCCCAGAAGGUUAAGUAGAGAUGAUGGUUAUCCACCUCCUAGAAGGUUAAAUAGAGAUGACGAUUAUCCGCCUCCUAGAAGAUUUGGUAGAGAUGAUGGUUAUCCUCCUCCUAGAAAUAGAUAUGAAGACGAUUUUGAUAGGAAACCUAGUUUUAAAAUGUCAGGAACAAUUUCCAGAGAUCUUAACCGAGAUUCUGCCCGAGUUGAAUUUGAUCAAAGGGAACGGGAAAGGGAAAAAACUGUACUUGGUGAACGUGAUUUUUUAACAUGGAAUAAAUACCCGUCACAAAGAAAAGAAUUAAAAGAAAAAUAUACAAAUCCGAUGUCUAAGAAAAGUUUGUAUAAACAUCCAUGGCCAGAGUUGUAUGAACGACUUCAUGGUGUUCAAGAUAAAGUCAUUCAACAUUUUGAAAAAUUACGAACUGAUAAAAAAUAUCGAUGGGAACAACGAAUGAUUAUGGUUCAAGGAGAAGCGAAAAUUUUAGAUUUAGUAAAGAAAGGAUAUCCGGUUAAAAGUCUUGUAGUAACAGCACCUUAUAAACCUAAAACUAGAUAUGAGAUUCAACCACCAGCUUUAGAUUAUAUAGAAAGACCACCAGCAAUUUUAGCAGAAAAGUAUUAUCUUAUGAAUAUUGAUAUGGUACGUAAGAUUUUGGGAAGUGCGGCUAGACCCGAGAAACAUGAACUUGUAGCUGAAUUUCAAUUUCCGGUAGUAGAAUUUCCACCUAAAGAGAAACUUGAUAGAGUAUUAGUUUUAGAAAAUGUGAAUGAUCAACAUGAACUUGGAAUGUUACUUCGUUCAGCAAGAGCAUUAGGUUGGCAAGCAGCUUAUCUAAUGAAUAAAUGUGGGGAUGUAUAUAAUGAUUUUGUUCAGAGAGCUUCAGAUUUUUAUAGUUUAACUAUUCCAUAUAUAUAUGGAUCACCAGAACAAUUGCCAGAAUUUUUAAAAGAGAAUGAAAUGGAUAUGAUGUUUGCUAUGAAGAUACCACACAGUAUUUGUACUGAUCCUCAAUUUAUUAAUACACCGGAUAGAAAGAUUAUUAGAAAAGUAAAAAAAUUUGAAGAUAAAAAUCUAAUCGAUACACCAUUUAACUUUUGGCAUACAAGAGAAAAAGAAAUAGGAUUUCCUAAACGUGUUGCACUUUGUGUAAGUGAUGCAUACGAGUCAGGAACAUUCCCGGAUCAUUUAAGAGCAGGUUUAAAUAUUACAAGUUUGAAUGUUCCAUCUAUUGGAAGUUUAUUAAUAUAA
This is a messenger RNA of Diversispora eburnea, 2211 nucleotides long. Lineage: Eukaryota; Fungi; Glomeromycota; Glomeromycetes; Diversisporales; Diversisporaceae. The record is from the annotation of a GenBank genome assembly.